AUGGUUCUGCGGCGGCUGCUGGCCGCCCUCCUGCACAACCCGCAGCUGGUGGAGCGUCUCUCAGAGUCUCGGCCCAUCAGGCGAGCGGCACAGCUCACCGCCUUUGCGCUGCUUCAGGCCCAGCUACGCGGCCAGGACGCGGCCCGGCGCCUGCGAGCCAUCGCGGCUGGGCCCGCUGGCUCCCUGGGCCGCCGAGCGGCCCGUUUCAGAGACACCUUCACUCAGGAGCUACGCCGGGGCCUCCGGCAACGCCCGCGGCCACCACCAGGUAGCCAGAAAGGCCCGGGAGCAAACCCCUAA
This is a messenger RNA of Rangifer tarandus platyrhynchus (Svalbard reindeer), 300 nucleotides long. NCBI's taxonomy places the organism in Eukaryota, Metazoa, Chordata, Mammalia, Artiodactyla, Cervidae. The record is from the annotation of a GenBank genome assembly.